This is a messenger RNA of Dromiciops gliroides (monito del monte), 6400 nucleotides long. RefSeq names its product contactin 5 (gene CNTN5). Gene Ontology annotation, biological process: brain development; cell-cell adhesion. The record is from RefSeq and is a predicted model, not a curated record. Lineage: Eukaryota; Metazoa; Chordata; Mammalia; Microbiotheria; Microbiotheriidae. Gene Ontology annotation, molecular function: cell-cell adhesion mediator activity.
CUGCCAAAGGGAUGGGAGCCCGGGACUGAGAGGCAGGUAGAGCGUGGACUGAGAUUCUGUCAUAUCAUCGAUGAGAAAAGAGAGACUCGAAGAGAUUAAGAGACUUGAGUAUCUGAGUCAGGACUUGAAUCCAUACCUGACAUGAUCAUGAGCCAAGAUCAUCAUUAAAGAUAUAUAAACAGAUAAGGACUUUGAGGACUUUAAAAUUUGGCUCCAUUCAAGAACUCAAAAUCCUGGGAUUUUUUUUUUACUAUUACCGUAUAAGGAAUACUUUGCAGAAACUCCCUUUUGAAGAGAGCUUUCAAGACACAGGCUGUACUUUAAUGAAGAAACGUCAAAGCUGCUAACAAUUACACAAACUGGGACUCAGGAAGACCCUAGUGACCAAGGAUGGGGUCAUCAUGGAAACUAAUUCUGUUUCUGUCAGUCACUGGGUGUCUUUCAGAGAGUGUGGAUUAUGGGCCAGUGUUUGUGCAGGAACCAGAUGAUAUCAUUUUCCCUACUGAUUCUGAUGAGAAGAAAGUGGCUCUGAAUUGUGAAGCUCGAGGCAACCCUGUUCCCAAUUACAGAUGGCUACGAAAUGGAACAGAAAUAGACUUGGAAAGUGAUUAUCGCUACAGUUUGAUUGAAGGAAACCUCAUUAUCAGCAACCCAAGUGAAGCAAAGGAUUCUGGUCAUUAUCAGUGUUUAACAGCUAACUCCUUGGGAAGCAUUCUGAGCAGAGAAGCCAUACUUCAGUUUGCCUAUCUGGGAAAUUUUAGUGGCCGGACAAGAAGUGCAGUCUCUGUGAGGGAAGGCCAGGGGGUUGUUCUGAUGUGUUCUCCUCCGCCUCAUUCACCAGAGAUCAUCUAUAGCUGGGUGUUUAAUGAGUUUCCCUCUUUCGUGGCAGAAGACAGCCGACGUUUCAUUUCCCAGGAGACAGGCAAUCUCUACAUCUCUAAAGUACAAACAUCAGAUGUUGGCAGUUACAUCUGCCUGGUGAAAAACACCGUGACAAACGCUCGAGUUCUUAGCCCUCCAACACCACUCACACUACGCAAUGAUGGUGUGAUGGGAGAAUAUGAGCCGAAAAUUGAGGUCCAUUUUCCUUUCAUGGUUACAGCUGCUAAGGGAACAACAGUCAAGAUGGAAUGUUUUGCACUUGGCAACCCUGUUCCAACAAUAUCGUGGAUGAAGGUUAAUGGUUAUAUUCCAAGCAAAGCACGUCUGCGGAAAUCUCAAGGAGUGCUGGAAAUACCAAAUGUGCAACUAGAUGAUGCAGGGAUAUAUGAAUGUAGAGCUGAAAAUUCACGUGGAAGAAAUUCUUUCCGUGGACAGUUACAAGUCUAUAACUACCCACAUUGGGUAGAGAAGCUGAAUGAUACUCAUUUAGACAGUGGCAGCCCUCUCAGAUGGGAAUGUAAAGCCACUGGAAAGCCCAGGCCCACAUACCGUUGGUUGAAGAAUGGCAUCCCUCUUUUGGCGCAGAGCAGGGUUGAGAUGGUUAAUGGUGUAUUGAUGAUCCACAAUGUGAAUCAGUCCGAUUCUGGAAUGUAUCAGUGUUUGGCAGAAAACAAAUAUGGAUCCAUUUAUGCCAGUGCUGAGCUGAAGGUUUUAGCCUCAGCUCCUGUUUUUGCACUAAAUCAACUGAAGAAAACAAUAGUAAUUACCAAAGGUCAAGAAGUUCUCAUAGAGUGCAAACCUCAAGGUUCUCCAAAACCAGCCAUUUCCUGGAAGAAGGGAGACAAAGCAGUAAGAGAGAGCAAGAGAAUAGCUAUUCUUCCAGAUGGGAGCCUCCGGGUCCUAAAUGCUUCUAAAUCAGAUGAGGGAAAGUAUAUUUGCCAAGGGGAAAAUGUCUUCGGUUCAGCUGAAAUCCUUGCUUCUGUGUUUGUAAAAGAACCUACAAGGAUAGAACUCACUCCCAAGAGGACAGAAUUAACAGUGGGAGAAAGCAUUGUCCUCAAUUGCAAAGCAAUUCAUGAUGCCAGUUUGGAUGUCUCUUUCUACUGGACUUUGAAAGGACAGCCUAUUGAUUUUGAGAAAGAACGUGGACAUUUUGAAAGCAUCAGGGCCCAAGCAUCCUCUGCAGAUUUAAUGAUCAGGAACAUCCUUCUGAUGCAUGCUGGGAGAUAUGGCUGCAGGGUACAGACCACAGCCGACAGUGUGUCAGAUGAGGCAGAUCUUCUUGUUAGGGGUCCUCCAGGUCCCCCUGGCAUCGUGAUUGUUGAAGAAAUCACAGAAAGCACAGCCACCUUGUCCUGGAGUCCUGCCGCAGACAACCACAGCCCCAUUUCUUCCUAUAAUCUGCAAGCUCGAAGUCCUUUCUCCCUUGGCUGGCAGACAGUAAAAACAGUCCCAGAAGUCAUAACAGGAGAUAUGGAAUCUGCCAUGGCUGUGGACCUGAACCCCUGGGUAGAAUAUGAAUUUAGAGUGGUGGCAACUAAUCCUAUUGGGACAGGAGAUCCAAGCACACCUUCUCGAAUGAUCCGAACUAAUGAAGCAGUUCCAAAGACAGCUCCCAAUGUAAGUGGCAGAAGUGGAAGAAGGCAUGAAUUAGUGAUAGCCUGGGAGCCAGUAUCGGAAGAGUUUCAGAAUGGGGAAGGAUUUGGCUACAUUGUGGCAUUCAGACCCAAUGGAACCCGUGGUUGGAAAGAAAAAAUGGUCACUUCAUCAGAUGCUUCAAAGUUCAUCUACAGAGAUGAAAGUGUACCUCCACUCACUCCUUUUGAGGUGAAAGUUGGAGUAUAUAAUAACAAAGGGGAUGGACCUUUCAGUAAUAUUGUCGUCAUCUGUUCAGCAGAGGGAGAACCCAGUGCUGCUCCUACAGAUGUCAAGGCUACAAGUUUGUCUGUAUCAGAGAUUCUUGUUGCAUGGAGACAUAUUAAAGAGAGUCUUGGAAGACCACAGGGAUUUGAGGUGGGUUACUGGAAAGAUAUGGAGCAAGAAGAAGCUGCUGAAACAGUCAAAACUGGGGGAAACGAGUCAUCCAUCAUUCUGACGGGAUUAGAAGGAAAUACAUUGUAUCAUCUGACAGUGAGGGCUUACAAUGGUGCUGGAUACGGACCACCUAGCAGUGAAGUGCGGGCAGCCACCAAGAAAUCCGUAACUCCUAGCCAAGCACCAAGCAACAUUAUGUGGGAGCAGCAAGGCUCCCAGGUUUCUCUUGGUUGGGAACCUGUCAAACCAUUAGCAAAUGAAUCAGAAGUAGUGGGAUACAAGGUUUUUUAUAGGCAAGAAGGCCACAGCAACAGUCAGGUCAUUGAAACACAGAAAACUCAAGCAGUAGUCCUUCUCCCUGAUGUUGGGGUUUAUAUCAUUGAAGUUCGAGCAUUCAGUGAAGGAGGUGAUGGAACAGCUAGCUCCCAAAUCAGAGUACCGUCAUAUUCAGGUGGGAAAAUCACAAGUGCUCAAUCUUCUCUCCACAUCUUCUCAACUUCUUCAUCAUCAGUGACAUUGCUCUUGGCAUUGAUAGUCCCUUCAACCUCAUGGUGAAGAUUGCAGACUUAAUGUUUUUGUUUUGCUUUAGCUUGAUCACAUCUGUGGAUGGAGCUUUAUGUGAGUGAAGAAGCUGGAACCCUGAACUAAGCUUAAAAACCCUAGAACUACCCAUGGUGCACUUAGAGGAGUGUUGGGGGGGAAAUGUUACUUAUUCAUCAGGUUUUCUCUUCAGUUUUUGUAAAUGUCCUCAAAUAGAGGAGGACAGUUCUUGGCCCAAUAAAAAUAUGCAGAUUGUAUGUAAUGAACUUUUGUAAGCAAAGGUAAUUUCUGUCAAAUGUAUUCUUUACUUUUUUAAUAGGUUUGAAUUUGAUUUUGUAUCUGAUGACCCUGAGUGUGUGCCAUUUGUUUGUUAAAGCAGUGGUGUCUAGUACAUCUGUUUAAAAAAAAAAAAAAGAAAAAAAAAAGAGAAAAAAGUGAGGUUGAGUGGUAAAGAUUCUGAAUCUAGUGUUUCUCAUUUUCCCCAAGGCUGGCUGUUGCAAUCGACAAACCAGUGGGAGAGAAGAAAAAUAGUUCAGUUAUGUUGCCCAUUACAGGAUAAGUACAGGAAAUAUUUUCUGGAAAAGUAUAUGAUUGCAUAUUGAAAUAGUCAAAUUUGUCAAUCUGCUGUUCUGCAAGCAUUCCCAGAGCAAGCUAUUAGAGCAGAGUUGGGCCUCAACAUCAGUGCAAGGUAAACUGAAGGGGAACUAAGAAGGGAUUGUUUUAAGUGCUAUUGUCUUUCAUCAAGUACUGUAUUAUUUAACUGAAAAUGAAGUCAAAAGUUUAUUUUUAAUAGCAAAAAUAUAGUUUAACUUCACAGAAAAUGCACAUGCUAAUAACUAUGGACAUUGAUAUGUACUAUAGAUUCUAACUGGAAAAAAACUAAAUGAAUACAGCAUACUUUUUUUUUCCAUCUAAUAACCCCCCCUCCUUUUUUUUUUUUUGUUUAUUUGUGUUUUCCCAUAACAAUCCUUCUCUGGGCAACUAAAAGUUAUCAUGCAAAUAUAGAUACAUAUAUGUUUUAUAUGGAAGAAAAUAAUUUGAAUAUACCAACUCUAUGUAGAUUAUUUUUGAACAAACCUGUGCUCCACAUAGCACUUGCCAAGGCCUGUCAAUGAUUCAAAGUAGCAAGACUUCUUGGGUUGUUUCUUAGAGCUCACCUACUUUUUUCUGAACACUGACUAUUGCUAUCAUCAGGAAAUUCAACAACUUCAGUCAACCACAUAUUUUUCAUUCUCUGAUGAUCAAGGGGUAGCAAUCUGCAUUUGAAAACUCAACUUUUUUGUCAUUUCAGACAUAAUGAAAAAUGUUCCUUAGUAAACAAUAGGACCACAGAAUCAUAGAAUUUGAGAGUUAGAGGGGAUAUCAGCAGCCAUCUCAUCUAAUUCAUACAGGAAGACUGGAUGAAAAUGUUCUCUUUGGUUAUGUAAUAUGGUGGAUUGGUCCCACUCGCAUAGAGUCUUGUCUGGGUUGAGAUUAAAUCCAAAGUAGCAAGAAGAGAAAGUCUCAAUAAAUGUGCCAAAGCAGGCCUGAGCUAGCUACUAUUUUAUAGCUGAUUGGGAUUUAAGACCUCAAGAUGAUCAGGGUAUUUUCAAUGAUUCAGGGUAUUUUUCCCUACUAUAAAAAUGCCCAUUCAUUUUACAUCUUUAAUUGAAUAACAAGGAAGAAGAAAAAGGCUUAAUCUCUACUGAGCAACACCAGAUAAGAGAUCAUUCAGGAAUCAGAAAGGGGGGUGGGCUAGGAAGCAGACUUGUAUUCUCAAACAUCCUGCACAUUUCCCCUCCAGAAUAAAAGAACCUAACUGCUUUGUGUUGGGUAUUCAUUGUUGUUUUCAGUUUGGUUUUUUGGAGGAUGUUUUCAAGCCAAUCUCAAUCAAGCAAGUAGUCAUUUUUUAAAAUAUACAUGUUAAUCACCAUAUUGUUGUAAAUCAAAGACAGAUGGUGAGCUUCAUUUUGAAGAUCUUUGUGAUCAGAGGGCAAAAAGGCUUCCUUAGAGGUGUCCUUCUGGAAAGGCUCAUGCUCAUCUCUGGUGGAAAGCACAGGGCAGAGAGGUGCAUGUAAUAACAAUCACUUUCAAUGCUAUUGCUUGAUGAAGCUCUUCUUAGCUGGCAGAGCAGGCACUUUUCCACUUUAUGAGGUAGCCUGAAGGAGCAAAUCAUACAUACACACCAUGCACAUGGCAAGAACAUAGUGAUUAAAAAGAGGGCAAUAAUAAUCUUUACCUUACCAUCAGCUGAAGUGAACUUUUUUCUUUAUUUCCCAUAAAAUUCUUUGCUAGUCUUGGCCAAUCAGACACAUUACAUUCAUGGUCAAAUUGUUACCAAUGAACAUUCUAAUAAAACAUCAUGCUCACAAAAAUCAAACUGAGUUUUACAUCCAUUAAUCCAAUAUAGGGGGCAUAUGCGAUAGAUCAUAUUUACACAUGGAACUAAGUUUCUGAUGAUGUCCUAUUCUUGCAGGGAGCAGUGAUUAGAUGUUUUUAUUCAACACGAACAGAAUAUGUAUUUUGCAUUUACAACCUAUGAAUAAAACAUGUUUUAAAUGUUUAUGGACUUAUGUAUUACGUUUGUUUUGUUACUUUGUAGAAAAUAGACAACAGUCCCUAUCUCCCUACAUUAUCUUCCAGCUUCAGUACUGAGCUUUUUCCUGGAUGAGAUUGUAACAGUGCAGUCUUAUGUCACUAAAAGAGACUGUAUUUUUGUAUAAUGUCAUAUGAGCUAUUGAGAAACUACUCAUAGUCAAUUGAAACUCUGUGAAAGCAAAUGUUUGCAUACCAAAAUGAAGUACUAUAGAGCCCCAUUUCAAUCUGUUAGAUAUAUUGUAUACAAUCUGUAUAUAUAUACUAUAUAUAAUGGUAUAUACUACGUGGAAGGCACAGUCAAAUUAUAGUUCUGUGUACUGUUCUUGUAACAUUAGAUCUUUUUAAUAAAUAAUUCUCUUUUUAUUGA